CGCAUGCUCCGUAGUUGUAUGAAUGCGUCUUCAACGCCAGUGUCCUGGAUCCGUCUCUUGAUUCAUCUGGAAACAAGGUACCCGUCGUGAGUGCGCGUUCAACACAGCCGAAAGAACAGAGAAAGAGAUAGAUACGGAGACCAAGCAUCCACGCUCCAUUCACGCCAUCAAGCCCUCUCCUCUUUGCAAUGCUCCACACCAACGAACCGCCUCUCGGACUCAGAUGGCGCUCCCACAGCCUCUUCGUGACCACCGCGGUCGGAAUGGGCGCCUUCACCGACCUCUUCCUGUACGGGCUGAUCGUGCCUGUGCUGCCCUUCCUGCUCAAAGAGCGCGUGGCUCUGCCCGACUCCCAGGUCCAGGGCACCAUUUCAAUGCUGCUCGCCGUCUACGCUGCGGCGUCGUGCCUGACGAGUCCGAUUGCAGGCGUGCUGGCGGACAAGUUCGCGAGGAGCAGACAGGUGCCGUUCACGGUUAGCUUGGUCAUGCUGGUCGUUGCGACGGUCAUCUUCGCGCUGGGGAGGAGUGUUGGCGUGUUGGUCGUUGCGCGGGUGUUGCAGGGUGCGAGCGCUGGUGUUGUCUGGACGCUCGGACUGGCCAUCAUCGUGGAGACGGUCGGACAGGAGAAUCUCGGGAAGACGAUGGGCACAAUCUUCAGUUUCAUUUCCGUGGCUGGCCUCUUCUCGCCCAUCUGCGGAGGCCUUCUGUACGCGAAGACGGGCUACACUGGUGUCUUCGGCGUGGGAAUCGGGCUCGUGGCCAUCGACUUCGUUCUGCGGAUCCUGAUGAUCGAGAAGAAGGUCAGAGAUGAGUACCUGCCCGACUCCAUCGAGACAGAGGAAAGCAAUGUCGCUUCUGGAGCAGACGACAGCGAGCAGACUCCUCUCCUGCCAAACUCGGACUCACCAGACACCGAUGCUCGCUACCGCCUCACACCACCCAGGAACCGCAUCACACGCACCCUCCCCAUCCUGCUGCUCUUACGUGACCCGGGCCUGCUCACCGCAAUCCUGAUUGGCUUCAUGCAAGCCGCGCUCCUCGGCUCCUUCGACGCUACCGUGCCCCUCGUCGCAGAGUCAGCCUUCGGGUUCAACAGCCUGAAAGCAGGGCUUCUCUUCCUCCCUCUGAGCGGCGCAGACUUCUUCCUCGGGCCCGCCUUCGGAUGGGCCGUCGAUCGGUACGGGGCACGGCUGUUCUCGGUGCUGGGCUUUGCCUGGCUGGUUCCGACGCUCGUGCUGCUCCGUCUACCGCACGAGACGUCGAUUGUGGAGGGUCUGGAUGACGGCCGUCGGAUUGCGCUCUACGCGUCUAUCCUCGCGCUCAACGGCGCCGGACUCGCGAUGAUAGGAAGCCCGAGCAUCGUCGAGGCCGCGCGGCUGGUGGAGAACUACUCCAAAGCGAACGAGCAAACCUUCAGCGAAGGAGCACCGUGGGCGCAAUUGUACGGGAUCAACAGCAUGGUCUUUAGCGGUGGCUUGGCUGUGGGACCGCUUGUUGCCGGGGCGCUGCGGGAGAAGAUCGGAUAUGGCAACAUGAACGCCGUGUUGGCUGGGGCGUGUGCAGUGACCGCGGUGCUGGCGGCCCUGUACAUUGGGAGGAAAGCGGAGAAGGGGAAGGACGGGGAUUGAGCAACGCGGGCUGCUCACCAAGCAGCAAGGGACCUGAAAUCGAGAUGCAUCGUGCUGGCAAGAGAGUGCACGUCAUGACACGAAUAACAAACGACAUCACCUCACGGUUUACAACUCUUCACGCGAGCUCAGGAUCUUAGAUGAGCUCUUUGGAGAGCUGGGUUUCCUCGAAGGGAACUGUUCAGAGAUGAGUCAUUGAGCAAAGAGCCGUCGAUGGACCAUCACUAGAUCAGAAGUGCAAUAGAAGCCGCUAAGGCAUGUUCUGAGUUGGGUCCGCAGUCAAAUAGCAUGGAGAAGAUUGGGAUGGAUGAGCAGCUUUGUAUGAUUGAACACGGACAAGCAAGCGCAGAGCACUGAACGAGGAACA
This is a messenger RNA of Didymella exigua CBS 183.55, 1995 nucleotides long. RefSeq names its product MFS general substrate transporter. Gene Ontology annotation, molecular function: transmembrane transporter activity. The transcript is spliced from 2 exons. The record is from RefSeq and is a predicted model, not a curated record. Gene Ontology annotation, biological process: transmembrane transport. Bases 189 to 1628 code for a protein of 479 amino acids. NCBI's taxonomy places the organism in Eukaryota, Fungi, Ascomycota, Dothideomycetes, Pleosporales, Didymellaceae.